UUCCAUUUGCUUCUGUUUGCAGAGGAGAAUGUGGAAGAAGUCAUCGAAGGACAUUCUGAAGGCGAAAGUGCCAAAAAGAAACGAAAGAAACUCUUGAAAAAACGGAAAGAAAAGGCAGCGAAAACUAAAAAGCGGAAGAGACUGGAAAGUGAGGGCGAAAUUGCCUCUGAGCUGGAAGAUCUCAAAGAAAAAUCAGACAGCGGUUGCAGUGACUUUGGCAAGAAAAAGAGGAAGAAACGAAAGGAGAAGAAAGAGAGGAAAAUCAAGCGUCGGAAAAGGGAUCAGGGUGAUGACAAUGAAGAGGAGGAAGGUCGUAAGCCUGAACCGAAAACCUCAGCCCGGCUACUUGAGGACUGGGGGCUGGAAGAUGUGGACCAUGUCUUCACAGAGGAUGAUUACCGCACUUUAACGAACUACAAGGCCUUCAGCCAGUUUAUGAGGCCGCUCAUUGCCAAGAAGAACCCGAAGAUUCCAAUGUCUAAAAUGAUGACGAUUCUCGGUGCCAAGUGGAGGGAGUUCAGUGCCAACAGCCCGUUCAAGGGAUCGGCAGCAGCAGUGGCGGCUGCGGCGGCAGCGGCAGCGGUUGCAGCCGUGGUGGAGCAAGUGUCUGCCAGCGCUUCUGCAGAGACACUGUCUGCACCUCCGGUGCCGUCCGUCCGCAAGGCUAAGACCAAAGAGGGCAAAGGUCCUGGUGCGAAAAAACGGAGCAAGAGCCCCAGAGUCCCAGAAGUAAAGAAGAAAAAGAGGAAGCAGAUGCCUUCUUUGAAAAUCAAGCUGGGAAUAAUGCGAUCAAAGAGGAAGAAAAGCUCCUCGAGCGAUGAGGCAGACUUGGAUGGCGAUUCUGAUUUUGACGAUGGCAGUGUACACAGCUCAUCGAUUCGAUCUGAUAGCUCGGUCGGGCCUCUGAGGAAAGCAAAGCUGAAAGCAAAAGUCGGCAGAAAGAAGAGGAAGGUGAUUGGUGAGGACGAGGCAGAUGGAUACGAGACUGAUCAUCAGGAUUACUGCGAGGUUUGCCAGCAGGGAGGAGAGAUCAUCUUGUGUGACACCUGCCCCAGAGCUUACCACUUGGUCUGCCUGGAUCCAGAACUGGACAAGGCCCCAGAAGGGAAGUGGAGCUGCCCGCACUGUGAGAAAGAAGGCAUCCAGUGGGAAGCAAAGGAUGAAGAGGAGGAGGAGGAAGAGGAGGAGGAAGGGGAGGCGGCGGCGGCAGAGGAAGUGGAGCUGGGAGCUGAGCGGGAAGAAGAGGACGAUCACAUGGAGUACUGUCGGGUCUGCAAGGAUGGUGGAGAGCUGCUGUGCUGUGACUCCUGCACUUCCUCCUAUCACAUUCACUGCCUCAAUCCACCACUUCCAGAAAUCCCCAACGGCGAGUGGCUCUGUCCUCGCUGUACAUGCCCGCUGUUGAAAGGCCGGGUCCAGAGGAUUCUUUACUGGAGAUGGGGAGAUCCACCACUGGGGGUCCCAGCACCGAAGGCACUCGAGGACAACCCGGAGGAUUUGCCGCCGAAGCCAGUUCAUGGCCGGCCCGAGCGGGAGUUUUUCGUUAAGUGGACUGGCUUGUCCUACUGGCACUGUUCGUGGGUCACCGAGCUGCAGCUGGAGAUUUACCACUCGGUGAUGUUCCGGAACUACCAGCGCAAGACUGACAUGGACGAGCCCCCCUCAUUCGAUUACUGCUCCGGGGACGAUGACAGCAAGAGUGAGAAGCGCAAAGCCCAAGACCCCCAGUACGCUGCCAUGGAGGAGAAGUUUUACCGCUACGGGAUCAAACUGCAGUGGAUGACCAUCCAUCGCAUCCUGCAGCACAGCAUUGACAGGAAAGGAAACGUGCAUUACCUGGUGAAGUGGAGAGAUCUGCCAUACGACCAGGCCACCUGGGAGGAGGAUGAUCUGGAGAUCCCAGACUACGACUCGCUGAAAAUUGCCUACUGGAAUCACAGGGAGAUGUACCUCGGGGAGGAGUCAAUCAGGCCCAGAAAAACCAAGAACUUCAAGAAAAUCAAGGAGUUUUUCGCGUACCAGCCUCCCAGCUCACCUGAAGUUGAGCCAACCAUUAAAUAUGAGGCACAGCCAGAUUUCGUCACGGUCACGGGCGGAACACUGCACAUGUACCAGCUGGAGGGUCUGAACUGGCUUCGAUUCUCCUGGGCACAGGGCACCGAUACCAUAUUAGCCGAUGAAAUGGGACUGGGAAAGACCAUCCAGACCAUCGUAUUCUUGUAUUCUUUGUAUAGAGAGGGACACACGAAAGGCCCCUUCUUGGUCAGCGCUCCCCUGUCCACGAUCAUUAACUGGGAACGAGAGUUUGAGAUGUGGGCGCCGCAUUUUUACGUGGUUACGUACACAGGAGACAAGGAUAGCCGUGCCGUCAUCCGGGAGAACGAGUUUUGCUUUGAAGAUAGCGGUGUUAAAAUCAGCAAGCGAGCAGUCAAAAUCAGGAGUCAGGCACAGGUGAAGUUUCACGUCUUGUUGACCUCCUAUGAGCUGAUCACCAUUGACCAGGCAAUUCUGGGCUCCAUUAAGUGGGCCUGUCUCGUGGUAGAUGAAGCACACAGAUUAAAGAACAACCAGUCCAAGUUUUUCAGAGUGUUGAAUGGUUAUAAGAUUAAAUGUAAGCUGUUGCUGACGGGGACACCUCUACAGAACAAUCUAGAAGAACUCUUCCAUCUGCUCAACUUCCUGACGUCCGAUCGUUUCAAUAAUCUAGAGGGCUUCCUUGAAGAAUUUGCUGACAUCUCAAAGGAGGACCAGAUAAAGAAGCUCCACGAUCUUCUCGGUCCCCACAUGUUGCGGCGCCUUAAGGCAGAUGUCUUCAAGAACAUGCCCUCCAAGACUGAGCUGAUUGUGCGUGUGGAGCUGAGCACAAUGCAAAAGAAAUAUUACAAAUUUAUACUGACGAGAAACUUCGAUGCCCUCAACUCCAAAGGUGGCGGGAAUCAGGUGUCACUGCUAAAUAUCAUGAUGGAUCUGAAGAAGUGUUGUAACCACCCGUACCUCUUCCCUGUGGCUGCCAUGGAGGCUGCAAAGUUACCAAAUGGUGCGUAUGAAGGUAACGGGCUGAUCAAGUCGGCUGGAAAACUGACGCUGCUCCAGAAAAUGCUGAGGAAGUUGAAAGACGGAGGCCACAGAGUGCUGAUAUUUUCUCAGAUGACAAAAAUGUUGGACUUGCUUGAAGACUUCCUUGACUACGAGGGCUACAAGUACGAACGGAUUGAUGGAAGUGUCACUGGUGCAAUGAGACAGGAGGCUAUUGAUCGAUUUAAUGCACCGGGAGCUGUCCAGUUUUGCUUCUUGCUGUCGACCAGAGCUGGGGGCCUGGGCAUUAACCUGGCCACGGCAGACACAGUGGUCAUCUUCGACUCGGACUGGAACCCUCACAACGAUAUCCAGGCCUUCAGCAGAGCUCACCGCAUCGGGCAGGCGAACAAAGUGAUGAUCUAUCGCUUUGUCACUCGAGCGUCCGUGGAGGAGAGAAUAACGCAAGUGGCCAAGAGGAAAAUGAUGCUCACUCACCUUGUGGUCCGGCCUGGCCUGGGCUCCAAGACUGGGAGCAUGAGCAAGCAGGAGCUGGACAAUAUACUCAAGUUUGGCACAGAGGAGCUCUUUAAAGGAGACAUUGAAGUUGGUGACAACCGCGACGACGACAGCAGUGUCAUCCACUACGACGGCGCUGCCAUCGACCGGCUGCUGGAUAGGGACCAAAACGCCACAGAAGAUACCGACAUCCAAAACAUGAAUGAGUACCUGACCUCCUUCAAGGUGGCUCAGUAUGUUGUUCGCGAGGAGGACAAGGAAGAGGAGGUUGAGAGGGAAAUUAUCAAGCAGGAGGAGAACGUGGAUCCUGACUACUGGGAGAAGCUGCUGCGGCAUCACUACGAGCAGCAGCAAGAGGACUUGGCGCGACACCUGGGCAAGGGCAAGCGGGUGCGCAAGCAGGUCAACUACAAUGAUGCUGCCCAGGAGGACCAAGAAUGGCAGGAUGAUGUUUCAGACAACCAAUCAGAAUAUUCAGUAGGCUCGGAGGAAGAGGACGAAGACUUUGAUGAAAGGCCUGAAGGUCGUCGACAAUCCAGGCGUCAGCUCCGAGGCGAGAAGGACAAGCCGCUUCCACCAUUGUUGGCUCGAGUGGGUGGGAACAUUGAGGUUUUGGGAUUCAACACCCGCCAGCGGAAGGCUUUCCUGAACGCAGUGAUGAGGUGGGGGAUGCCUCCUCAAGAUGCUUUCAACUCUCAGUGGCUGGUCAGGGACCUGCGUGGCAAGAGUGAGAAGGAGUUCAAGGCUUAUGUGUCGCUGUUCAUGAGGCACUUGUGUGAGCCUGGGGCUGAUGGUGCUGAAACGUUUGCAGAUGGAGUGCCUCGUGAGGGACUGUCCAGGCAGCAAGUGCUGACCAGAAUAGGAGUCAUGUCGCUGGUGAAGAAGAAGGUGCUGGAAUUUGAGCACAUCAAUGGGAAGUGGAGCAUGCCAGAGCUCAUGCCCGACAUCAGUGCCGACUCCAAGAAGUCGUCCCGCGCCUCGUCUCCCCUAGAGAAGACGGCAACGACCACCCCAGAGCCCAGCUGUAGCAACACCCCCUGCACUUCAAAGCCAGCCACUCCUGCUCCAAGUGACAAGUUAGAAGGCAGCGGAACUCCUGUUGAGAAGGAACCGACAGAUGACAAAGAGGAAGAGGCAAACGGCGGUGAAAAGAUGGAGUUUGAGAUGCCCAGUGCAGAAGAACCAGCGAUGGCUGCUGAAAAGCCGGAGGCCCAGUCACCCGAUAUUGAAGAGGUUAAAGAGCAGCCGGAAGAGGAGAAGGAGGGUGCAGGAGGGGAAGUGCAGGAGUCGGCGCUCAAGGAUGAGAAAAAAGCAGAGCCUGAAAGGAGCAGCGGGGAAACGUUUGUCGAGAAACCUGAAGCAAGCUUGGAAUUCGAGGAAAAAACUGAACUAGAAACAGCUGAUGUUAAAGAGGAGACAAAAACUGAGAAAGAUGUGAAAUCCAGUAGCAUAAAGGAUGAAAACAAAAGCAUCGGGAAGAGGGAGGAGGACAAGAUGGAGAAGUGCAAGUUCAUGUUUAACAUUGCGGAUGGUGGCUUCACAGAGCUGCAUACCCUCUGGCAGAAUGAGGAGCGGGCUGCAACAUCUUCUGGAAAAGUGUCUGAAAUCUGGCACCGUCGACAUGACUUCUGGCUGCUCUCUGGCAUUGUUGUGUACGGCUAUGCCCGGUGGCAGGAUAUUCAGAACGAUGCCCGCUUUGCCAUCAUCAAUGAGCCCUUCAAGCUGGAGGUGAACAAAGGGAACUUCUUGGAGAUGAAGAACAAGUUCCUGGCCCGACGGUUUAAGCUGCUGGAGCAGGCACUGGUUAUCGAGGAACAGCUGCGGAGGGCAGCCUACCUGAACAUGUCUCAGGACACCAGCCAUCCAGCCAUGGCCCUCAAUACCCGCUUUGCAGAAGUGGAGUGCCUGGCAGAGAGUCAUCAACACCUCUCCAAGGAAUCUCUGGCCGGAAACAAGCCUGCCAACGCUGUCCUACACAAAGUUCUAAACCAAUUGGAGGAGCUACUAAGUGACAUGAAGGCAGACGUGACCCGCCUCCCCUCCACGUUGUCACGAGUCCCACCAAUAGCCGCUCGUCUCCAGAUGUCGGAGCGCGGCAUCCUCAGCCGAUUGGCCAACAAAGGAACAGAAUCCACAAAUACGCUGACCUUCCCGCCAGGUCCGUACACGACAUCGCAAACUUUCGCUGGCUCUUUUGGGCCACCUGCACCUGUGAGCACAUUAGGGGGGCCAAUGAACUACAGUCAGGUGCCGGGGAGCUCCUUUGUAACAGCAUCCAAUGGUCCUUCUGCUAUAGAGAAAAAGGAGAGCUUGAAGGAAGGAGUGAACGUGGACAAGGACAAGAAGAAAGGGGAAAUAAUAUGUAUAGAUGAUUGACUUUCCCCGCUGCCCUCUGUAUCAGUUUGUGUUUAUAUUUUAAUUUUGAGCGACAAAACACAAGGCUAAAAGACAUCCUUUGUGUGUUUUUGCCCCGGGUGUGUGAGUGAGUGAGAAGGAGGGCAAAGGUGGGUACGUGGCAUCUCGGGGGACCCCCCCUCCAGCCCCCUGCUUCCAGCUGCCCCAAUGCCCAGAGCCAGCAGAGUUGGACCGUAAGCCAGUGGCACUCAUCAUCUCUAGCUCAGCGGUUGCAGGAAGGCUGGAUUCCUUUCCAUCCCCGACUGAUUCCACCCCAACUUUUUCCAUCUCUCCCAGCCGAGAGGCCAAAGCCAGGCUGGUGCUGAACUGGGCAGACAGGAGCAAGCCCCUGCACCUUGCACCGUUAGCCCAGCUCACACCAGCAGCAGCAGCAGCAGCAGCUUGUUGGGGGGCUGUGUUAGUUCUCAACCCCCUCCUUUGCUGGCAACUGUAUAUGGCCUGUUUAUCCAUGGGCAGGGAGAGAGUAAGGACUCUACUCUCCCCGUUACCCUAGCGGGUGUGUAGGUGGCAACGGCAAUGAGGCCACAUCACAGGGGGUGAAGGGUGCGAUGGGACCCUCUAAAUUGUCUCCUUUAGCUUCUCUCUCUCUACUGUGGACUGGAGAUGGGGCGUGAGGUUGGGAUAGGGGUCAGAUAGAUGACAGCAGGGUCAAGUACUGCUUUAAAUUACAUUCACCUCAACCCUUGCACGGCGACAACUAUUUAUAUCCUAGCCCCGUUUCACUCUAGUGUACAGACGCUGUGGCUCAGAAUAACUCACGUAUGGUGCCCUGCGCCCAAUCUAUCCUUGUGCCUGCCUGGCCUUGAUUUGCUCAUUUCACCAUUGUGUGGCCAUGUUAGAGCAGACAUCCAGCCCGCCAGCGUGGCACGUUGUGUAAGUUAAGUUGCAGGAUGGAGUUGUUUGAAGGGAAAGAGCUGAGGUUGGGUGGGAGGUUAGGGAGGAGGAGGGGGUGGAAAUACUAAAAGUUAUCUAUCAUUCUGUUCCUUUAUAUGUCUGGGCAAUGCAUCUCACCUGUGGUCUAAUGUCCACUUUAAAUGUCCAAGUGGGAGAAACCUGAAAUGGGAUUCCCGUUUGGUGGAAGUCAGCACAGCCGAUGGGAGGGGGGGGGGGGGGUUGGCCAGAAAGAAGUUGACUAAACACUGUCUCCUCUUUCUCCCCCCCCCCCCCCCCCUGCACCACCGUCCAGUGGCCUCCUGAGUUGUGGAAUGGUGUGAGUUGUGUGGCCCCAUUCUGACAGGCUGGGGCCGUGACAGUUCAGUGCCACCUGCGUUGUCCGUGACUCCUGUAACCCCGGGAUGUCGCUGCUUCCUUGCAUCCAUCUCCCAUCCCGGGAACGGCAUUAACCCGUUCACCGCCACCGCGGGCAAAAAACCGCUUCCAAAAGGAAAAAAAAAAUGUGUUCAUUAAAUUAUGUCUGCGUAAUAUUCUGUUUCAGCCGACAUCUAUUACUUAAUAUCCUUUGUUUUAAAAGAAUAUUUUGAAGAAUGUUUUUUUUCAUUAAAGUUUUUUUUUGUUA
Messenger RNA from Amblyraja radiata (thorny skate), 7465 nucleotides. RefSeq names its product chromodomain-helicase-DNA-binding protein 3-like. The annotation marks the transcript as partial. The transcript is spliced from 39 exons. Gene Ontology annotation, molecular function: DNA binding; ATP-dependent chromatin remodeler activity; chromatin binding. Gene Ontology annotation, cellular component: nucleus; NuRD complex; chromatin. Gene Ontology annotation, biological process: chromatin remodeling. Lineage: Eukaryota; Metazoa; Chordata; Chondrichthyes; Rajiformes; Rajidae. The record is from RefSeq and is a predicted model, not a curated record.